CCUCUUUAGGAUUGAACGUUAAACUUGCGUAAUGAUAACGCUAAGAAAUUGUGUUCAACUACAGUACAAUAAGUAUCAAUAUAACUAACCAUGACUAUAAAUAGUUACGGCGACUAAUAUUGCCAAUUCUUUUUCAUUUUUUUAAUGAAAAUUUUUCAUUUCUUACGUGAAUGAUAUUCAGUAUAUAAAUGGGUCGAAUCCUUUUGAUAAAAAAAAAAAAAGAACCAUCGAAACUUUUUAUUUUUUCUUUGCGAGAUAAUUUAAAAAAAAAAUGACUAAAAAAGGGUUUUACUUAUGUUUGAGAGUUACACAAUAUUUGGCUUUAUUAUGUAUAAUUGGUUUAGAAAUAACUCAAUUAGUAUUCUUUAAACGUUAUAAGGAUGCUAUAUCAUUCGAAGAAUCUGCUACCUGGAAAGAUUGGUUUGAAAGUUUUUACAAAAGACAUGGAAUCAAAUAUUUUUAUUAUGUAGUCAUUGUAAUUACAUUAAUAUAUAUUCUGUAUAGUCUGAUUACUUUUACACGUCGAUGGAAAACUGGGCCAUAUCGAAAGGUUAUCUUUGUCGACAUCUUCUUUUUAUUAUUGUGGUUAGCAGUCGGAUUCACAAAUAUUUAUCCGAUAUACUUUGAUGGUUCACUAAAUUGUGAUAUAAAGGAAGAAUUCAAAGAUUUACCUGGUAGACUAACAGAAUGUCGUGCUUAUCUUGCGAGUAUGGCUAUUGGUUGGUUCAUGGCUUUAUUAUUCUUACAUACAGCCAUUCAUUCAGUUUAUUUAUGGUCUCAUCGUGAUAAAAUUCAUGCUCAAAAUGAUAAAAAUGUUUCUUAUCCUAAUCCAGAUAAUCCUGUGGUAUGAUGUAAAUGUUGUAAAUGAUGUAAAUGAUGUCAUGAUCUCGAAAACACGAUCUAGUUCCAAAUUUGAUUAGGUUUAUUACAUGACAUCAUUUUAACUAAAAUUACUAAUAAUUUUAAUUAUCUGAAUAUAGUUUAAUAGAUAUAAUUGUAGAUAAUAUCAUUAAUUUAUCCCCCAAAUUUAGCAUUAUAUUUUAAUAAAAAAAUAGAACAUUAAUUAUUUUUAUCUAUUAACUAAUAUAAUUAUUU
Messenger RNA from Rhizophagus irregularis DAOM 181602=DAOM 197198, 1095 nucleotides. RefSeq lists its product as uncharacterized. The record is from RefSeq and is a predicted model, not a curated record. Lineage: Eukaryota; Fungi; Glomeromycota; Glomeromycetes; Glomerales; Glomeraceae.